AUGAUCACCAGAAGCCGGCGACUGCUAUCUUCUCUCCUCUCAUCGACAUCCCUUCUCGCCAACGCGAAACCCACUUCGAGUCCAAUCCCAUUCCCGCCAUUUCAAUCCUUUCAACGCCCCUCCUUCCAUGGCGCUAAUGGGGCAUCUGGGUUUCUGGGUUCCCAUCGAAAUUACAGCUUGUUGAGCUUGAAUGACUUGAGGGACAACAUACCCAGGAAGCAGAAGACCAGAAAGGGGCGCGGGAUUGGGUCAGGGAAGGGGAAGACUGCUGGGAGAGGUCACAAGGGACAGAAAGCUAGAGGGACUCAUAAGUUUGGAUUCGAAGGUGGGCAGACGCCGAUGCGCCGCCGUCUCCCCAAGAGAGGGUUUAAAAAUCCAUUUAGCCUCACUUUCCAGCCAUGUGGCCUGGGAAAGAUUGCAAGACUUAUAAAUGCUGGGAAGAUAGAUUCUCAUGAACUGAUCACAAUGAAGACGCUCAAGGAUACUGGAGCCAUAGGAAAGCAGAUAGAAGAUGGAGUAAGACUCAUGGGACGUGGCUGUGAGCACAUUGUAUGGCCGAUCCAUAUAGAGGUGUCAAGGACGACUGUUAGAGCCAAGGAAGCAGUCGAAGCAGCUGGAGGAUCGGUCCGACGGGUGCACUACAACAAGUUGGGGUUGCGAGCACUGCUGAAACCAGAGUGGUUCGAGAAGAAGGGGAGGCUUCUGCCCAGGCCAGCUAGACCUCCUCCAAAGUUGAAGCACAAAGUUGAUAGCAUUGGCCGAUUGCCCGCGCCAACCAAACCAAUCCCAUUUUACAUCGUGGAAAAUGAAGGCGACGAGAAGGUGGUGGGGGCAGAAGAAUCUCCCCAGCUCACUGAUUGA
This is a messenger RNA of Linum trigynum, 861 nucleotides long. NCBI's taxonomy places the organism in Eukaryota, Viridiplantae, Streptophyta, Magnoliopsida, Malpighiales, Linaceae. The record is from the annotation of a GenBank genome assembly.